CCAUCCCAUUAGUUUUUUUUCUUUUUGAGAUACCCAUCUCACAGACUGAAAUCUUUGAUUUUCUGCCUCUCAGUGUAAUUUCCUUAUCAAAGAACUCAGCUUUUCUGAUCUUUAAUAACAACUUAUUUCGCAUAUCCAUAAGUGCAAUUUCUUGAUCUUUUUGGCUGAUUGAGGCAAACCCACAUAAGGAAAGAAAUCAAUCUAAUCACUCCAUUUCAAGCCUUAGAGAAUCCGACUAAAAAGCCUAUCUUUUGCUUUCGAUGUAUUGAAUUCGAAUUCUAUUGAAAAAAUUUGCAUACACAGUUUCCCGUUUGACAACAAGAUACAACUCAACAAUCUUAAUCAAUCCCCUAUAUGUGCAAGCAACUGAAUUACGGAAUUGGAUAAAUGAGAACAAACAAAUGCUAAUGGAAUACACAGUGAAAAGUUCAGCGGAGUCAGCUUCAUAGCUUAGUAGCUGUUGACAAUGAAAUAUUAUGUGUUUCAGCUAUUGCUACGCAAACUUCCACUUUGAGUUCAUUAAAUUACAAAAUAUUUUACUUGCAUGAUGAUGCGCUUACUAUUUUGUUGUUGGUGCGUCCUGGGAUUGAAAGGUAUAAAAAUGUAUCCCCUACUGAUCUGACUCCAGCGGAUUCUCGAGAAGCCAAUUCUCUCUCUCGAUCUAGAUCUACUUUACCGACAAGAGCUCUUAAUGAAUGAGCAAUGAUUGCAGAAUUGAUCACUAUAUUACAUCCUAUUUGUAUUCUACGUUAUCUUAAUAUUUGGAAAUGAUUCAAACAAAAAUAUGCUAAAAAUGGCUGUUUGAGGUAAGUGGGGAGGGUGAGUCUGGUGAAUUUAAUUUUGCCUUACGGUAGCUUGAAAAGGUAAAGUAAAAAUCAUAAUUUUUGUUUGUCUUACGUUUAAAAAAAACUAAGAAAUGUUGGUUGGAUUAGCUGCUGUUAAAGUGUCACAUCCAUUGGUAGUUGAAUAUGCUAGUGGGUAUAAUAGAAAGUGUCAUUCUUUAAUACAGUAAUUCUCAACGAAAAACUAACAGUGAGAUAGGAGGUUGGUAAAGAUUGGUUGUACUUUUGUUGUUCCAUAUAAUUACUGUUGUUUCAUUAAAAAUUUGUGCUUCAUUUUUUAUGUGCUUGAUAUGAAAAUAUUAAUAGUUUACUUUGCACAAAGUGACAGAUCAGAUAUCCGCUUGUUUUGUUUUAGAAAAUGGCGAUCUCUGCAUGUUCUAUAGGAAAUCUAAACGAAUUAUAUUCUGCCAACUAUAUGUUCCUCUCUUUCACUCUUUUAUUGUAUACCACAUUCUUGUUGUACAUUCUUUCUAAUAGUCCGUUAGAUUUUACUGUCACAACACACUCCUCAUGAGGUUUUACUAACUAUGCAACUUUAUAUUAUUUCGUCGCUGAAAAUUAUGCGGAAUUAACAAUUGAUGAUUUAGUAAGUUCCAUUGCUUAUGUUGUAAACAUAAACCUAAUGACUUGUUUCAUUAUUUACAUUUUGCAGGCGAAAACUUUUUACGUCGAAGGAGAAAUUUCGCUACCUGAGCAUUUCCAACGAUUUUAUCCGCUAGGUUGUUCUGAAUGUAACCAUCUUGUUCGGAGCAAAAUAAAAAGGGAGAUCCAAUGCAUAAACUGCAGGCUGCCACGAAUGUUAAUUCCAAGUGCCACUUUGAGGUAGAAAUUACAGACGAAACUGGCACAACAACAGCAACAGUGUCUGAAGGCUUGGGCGAAAGAAUGUUAUCAAUGAGAGCUGAACAGAUAUAUGAUAUCAUCAAUGUUAAGAAUGAGUUAUUCCAUGUUGCCCAUAUCAAUCAACUACUUGCAGAUAAACUGUUCAGAGUUCAGCUACAAAGGUCAUCAUCCAGAACACCAGACAAAAAUGCAGGUUCUCUGGUUCUUUUAUCAUACACUGAAAAACCAACCAUGUUUCUACCAGAAGAGUCAACAUCUGUGAGUGGUGCCGACAAAAUUAUGGAAGAAGAGCCAAUAGUUGUGACUGAUGCAAAAGCAACUAAGAAACGAAAAAGGGAACCAAGUAUUCUACCAAAGCCACAGUCAAGAUUGUCGAGGCAAUGAUGUUCGCUCAGACGGUAUGCGAUGUACAGACACAUUUUGACAAAUCAUUUUAACAAAGUUUAGAUAGUUGGCGCCUUAACAAAGUGUUCCGCAUUUUUUGCGUAAAUAGUUGUCAGUAGCGUGUGCCUAUAUUUUUGAAGGCAAUUGAUAUUACUUUUUGGAUAUUGGAGCGGCCAGAUGUUGUAGAAUGACAUCUUAUAAUUAGGAUCCAUGUACAUUUCCAAAAUUGUGGUACCAGUCUGUUUAUUGAAAUGUAGAAACUGAAUGUAGUGUUGUUGCAUGUCCUGUCACAUUUAAGAAGUAUUAUGAGCUGGUUGACAUCAAUGCAAUAAACAUGCUCUUCUAUGCAAA
This is a messenger RNA of Nicotiana attenuata, 2420 nucleotides long. RefSeq lists its product as uncharacterized. Lineage: Eukaryota; Viridiplantae; Streptophyta; Magnoliopsida; Solanales; Solanaceae. The transcript has 5 exons. The record is from RefSeq and is a predicted model, not a curated record. Bases 1614 to 2069 code for a protein of 151 amino acids.